Cornus florida is the source of this 6818-nucleotide messenger RNA. RefSeq names its product putative disease resistance protein RGA4. Gene Ontology annotation, biological process: defense response to other organism. The record is from RefSeq and is a predicted model, not a curated record. Bases 2256 to 3242 code for a protein of 328 amino acids. The transcript has 9 exons. Lineage: Eukaryota; Viridiplantae; Streptophyta; Magnoliopsida; Cornales; Cornaceae. Gene Ontology annotation, molecular function: ADP binding; protein binding.
AAAACCCAAAACCCUAAUCCCCCAUUCAAAACCCCUCUCUUCCAUUUCAAAGUACAAUCUUGAAUUUUCACACACACACACACAACGCACACACACAUAUAUUUAUUCAUGAGUACACGUUUCUGUGUAUUUGUUUCAGAUUACAUUGAACUGAUAUAUAUAUAUAUAUAUAUAUAUAUAUAUAUAUAAUUCUACAUUUGAUUGUAUAGCAUUAUUUAUAUGAGUUGAAAUUUGAGACACAAAAACAAUGUAUUGUGUUUAGAUGAAUAAACAACUAGAUCAUGAAUAUUAUAGUCAAUCACUCGCCUAAUUAGUUUCGAGUAUUAAAUUAAUAUCAUCAUCAAUUCAAUGGCGGAGUUUACGCCUAAUUUGGAGAGGUGCACAUGGUGUUUUGCUGGCCAAUUUUCUUUUUGAGAAUUGUUUAGAGAGAUGCACAUGGUGUUUUGCUGGGCAAUUCUCUCCUUGUGAAUUGUACUAUUGACUAUCCUUGUUCAAUAGCUCCACAAACAAUCUGUAAACCAUCUAUCUCAUCAAGAAGAAAUGGCUGAAACAAUUCUCCACAACACUGUGACUGAAAUUCUGAAGAAGUUGGGCUCGACAGUUCUCCAAGAGAUCGCCCUGGUGUGGGUGGUAAAGGAUGAGCUUCGCAGACUCAAAAACACGGUUUCUACAAUCAGAGCAGUCAUUGUUGAUGCAGAGGAGCAGCAAUCCACAAACCAUGAGAUUGCAGACUGGUUGGAAAAGCUCAAUGAUGCACUUCAUGAUGCUGAUGACUUGUUUGAUGACUUUUCCACCCAAGUUCUUCGGCGUCAGGUUAAGACUCAGAAUAAAGGGCUAAAGAAGGUAGGCGUUUUCUUCUCAAGCUCUAACCAGCUUGCUUUUAGCCUUAAGAUGGCUCAUGAGAUUAAAGCCAUUAAGGAGAGACUAGAUGAAAUUGCAGAAGAUAGGAAAAAAUUUCACCUAACUGAGCAACCUUUAGAGAUGCGAGUUGAGAAUGGUAAAAGGGAGGAGACUCACUCUUCUGUUCAUGCAGAAAGUGUUAUUGGGAGGAUGCUGAUAAAACAUCCAUUAUAGAACUUUUAUUGGACGGUAACGUUCAAGAGAAUGUGUCCGUUGUUGCAUUAGUUGGAAUUGGGGGACUAGGAAAGACCACACUUGCACAAUUAGCAUACAAUGAUGAGGGUGUCACUAAACAUUUUGAACUUAAGAUGUUGGUGUGUAAAUUUGAUGUUUUUGAUGUGAAACUCAUUGUAGAAAAGACCAUAGAGUCUGCAACAGACGAUAAGCCUGAAAACCUUUCCAUGGAUAAGUUGCAAGAAAAGCUUAAGAGAGAAAUUAUUGGAAAGAAAUAUUUGCUUGUGUUGGACGAUGUGUGGAAUGAGGAUCGUGAGAGAUGGCUAGAACUGAGAGUUUUGUUGAUGGGUGGUUCUAGGGGAAGUAAGAUAUUAGUAACAACCCGUAGUGAAUUAGUUGCAAAUGUUAUGGGUGCAAAUUCACCAUGUCUUUUUAAAGGCUUGUCUAAGGAGGAGUCGUGGUCUUUGUUUAAGCAAAUGGCAUUCAAACAUGGGGAAGAGUCAGAGAAUACAUGUCGAUUAACAAUUGGGAAAGCGAUUGCACAGAAGUGUAAGGGAGUUCCUCUUGCCAUAAGGGCUAUAGGAAGCCUACUAUACUCUAAAGAUACAGAUGUUGAAUGGUUGCUUUUCGAAAGUAAUGAUUUGGCAAAAAUAGCUCAAGUAGAAGAUGUUAUUUUGCCAAUAUUAAAGUUAAGUUAUGAUCAUCUUCCUUCAAAUCUGAAGAAAUGCUUUGCAUUUUGUUCCUUAUAUGUGAAAGAUGAAAAGAUUGAUAAGCAAUCAUUAAUCCAAUUGUGGAUUGCAGAGGGACUCAUUCAAUCAUUGUAUGAAAAUCAACACUUGUAAGAUGUGGGAGAUUUGUAUUUUAUGGAUUUACUAAGAAGGUCCCUUUUUCAAGAUGUUGAAAGAGAUGAAUGGGGCGAUAUAAUAAGUUGCAAAAUGCAUGAUCUAGUCCAUGACCUUGCACAAUUGGUGGCAAGGCUUGAGAACUCCACUUUGAGGAAAGCAGAAAAUGUUACAGCAACAACUCGUCAUGUGUCAUUUGGUGUUUGUGAUUCAUCACGGGAAAUUUCAACCCACUUGGUCCAAGCUAACAAGUGAUGAACAUUUAUUUGGAAGAAGGAUCAAGUUUUAGAUGAAUCAGUUUUUGAAAGAAAUGUUUUAAGUUUUAAAAAGUUACGUGUGAUGGUUGUCCACAAGUUGAAGAUCCAGACCGUGCCAAGUUACAUAAGCAAACUGAAACAUUUAAGGUAUCUUGAUCUCAGUGACAGUGAUAUCUCGACUCUCCCAAAUUCUAUAACCAAGUUGCAAAGUCUGCAGACUCUAAAACUCAAUCAUUGUUACAGGCUUGUAGAAUUGCCAAGAGAUAUAAGAAAAUUGGUCAGCCUUAGGCAUCUUGAGCUUCACUACUGUCAUUAUUUGAGUGGUGUGCCGUGUGGAUUGGGCCAGUUGACCUCUCUUUUGACAUUAACUAGAUUUGUAACCGACUCAAAUGGCAGUCGGUUGAAUGAAUUGCAAAGCCUAAACAAUCUACGUGGAAGAUUAAGUAUUAGAAUACUUGGACUUGGGGACUUAAGUAGCCGACAGUGUUCAAAAAAUGCAACAACAGCAGAGGAAAGAAUGGAUGGAACAAACUACUUGGAGGAAAAAGAAUACCUUAAGAUCCUGGAAGUAUAUUUUUAUAAGGAUGAAGAUAAUCAGGUAUUGUUGGAAACCCUACGUCCACACCCGAAUCUGAAGGAGCUGAAAAUAUAUUAUUAUCAGGGAGUGAGUUCCCCAAGUUGGAUGAUGGUUGACAUUCAUUUAUUCAUCCCAAAUGUAGUCAAUAUUGAUAUAGAGAACUGGCAUAGAUGCAAACAUCUUCCACUGUUUGGGCAACUUCCUUCUCUCCAAUAUCUUAAGCUUUAUGAUAUGGAUUCUAUGGAGUACAUAGACAACAAUACUGGCUGUGGUGUGGAGACCCUCUCUUUAUUGAGUGGAGAAGCAGCAGCAGCAAGAAAAAGAGAACCAACACUAACACCAACAUUCUUCCCAUUGCUGAAGACACGCACACUCUGGGACUUGCCUAAUCUGAAGGGAUGGUGGAGGAGCGAUGCAGAAGAAGAAGCAACAAGAACAAGUACUAUUGCAAGCUUACCAGACCAACAACAUUUGAAGUCACUGCCUCAUUAGCUCCCAUCAUUUCCUACUCUUUCCACAUUAUCCAUUACUAAUUGCCCUAAUCUGGCAUCAAUCCCAAUUCUGCAACCAUGUCUUGAAGUACUACAUCUAGAUCGCGUCAGCAAGAAGCUAGUACAACAACUUCUAAUGAUGACGAUGUCGUUGUCCUCUUCAUCUUCUUUGCUUCUUCAUCUUCCCAAAUUAAAAUGUCUGAGUCUUGGGAGAAUUUACAAUCUAGUUACACUACCAGAGUGGAUAGGCAACCUCACAUCACCUGAAAAGUUUCACAUUUUUUACUGCCCCAAAUUGACAUCACUGCCCGAAGGGAUGCGUUGGCUCACUACACUCCAAGAACUCAAAAUUACAUAUUGUACUGACGUGUUAAAUGAUAGAUGCCACAAAGAAACAGGGGAAGAUUGGCCAAAAAUUGUUCAUAUCCCAAAUAUUUAUAUAUCACGAUUACAUUGACAUGCAAGGUUCACAGGACUUGGUGGAUGAAUCAUUGCUUGAAACAAAGAAGAUAGCUCAUUUUGUUCUUGGAAUUGAAAUUACCCCAGCUGGCAGCUUGAGGAGCACAUAAUUGGAUUACUUUUAACUGUCUACUUCUUCCUGUUCGUGCUUGUUUAAUAUCAAAGCAUAUGAAGUUUCUGCAAAUUUACAGAGAAACAGGGUGGAAUCUGCCAAAAGGGUGAUUACAAAAACCAUCAAGCGUGAGCAGCCACAAAAAAAUUGGACAAGGCUUAGGGAUUAUUAUCAGUAGUCUAUACUAGAUUUUGUUUGAUGAAGAUGAGUCAGGAGAAAGAAUCUUAGGCAGUUACUGGAGAUUUGUUCUCAUUGGUACUCGUGAUCAAGGCUAAGAAUUAAGGAAUGAAGCAAUGGGCUUCUCUGUGGAGCACGGAUAUUCAAUCCAGAGUGGGAGUAUAAGCUGUGAACCUUAAGACAUUUACAAGUCUAGGAUUAUCAGAUUACUGGUAAGACGCUUUACCCUUCAGCAGAUUUUUUCGAAUUUUGCUUUACAACUAAUAAUACAGGUUGUCCUCCCUUAUGGGGGAAAUGAUUGACCAACCUAGUGUCGUUUUUGUGAGUGAUUUUAUUAGUUCUCAGGCCAGAAUUUGGAUAUUCUGAGUGGUUUGACAAUAUAAGUUUACCGUAAUGCUGUGUUGCUCAAAAGUAUGGCAAGUCAAGAACAGGAAUGCUGUUUUGCUCCUCAGAAUUUUCAUAGAUAUGUUCUCUGCAACUUUUCCUUGUUUUCUGAUAUUCAGACGGUGCAUUAAACACUAUAUUUCCCUAUAUUUUGUACUGAUGUAAAGACAGUUUUUAGAAUCAGUUAUUUAAUGAUGAAAUUCACUUGAUGACAAAAGUUUAAGUAUGACCACACCUUGAAUGAGGUGAAAAUUAAGAAAAUAUUGGUUGAAGAUUACAUGGAUCUUACAAUCACUAGAGAUGCAGGACUAGAUUGCUUGUAGACUGCAAGAUCGUUCUAAAUUUUAUUAAUUUAAUACCACAACUCGACUUAAUCCUGUGGAUUGAAUCUACAUCACUUCAUCUUAGAUUCAAAGCAUAAUUCACAAGAUUAGUAGGACUCGUUGACGUAUCUUAACUUGUUUACUUCACAAAUUGUUGCAGGAGAGUGUACCACAACCAGAUGAAACAAUGCCAGACACAAUGGUGGGAAAACAGCUGAUGAAGAAACAGGUAUUCCAAAUUGUUGUUAUAAAGAAGAGAAGACUGUAGAAGAAAUCAGAGGAAGUUUUUGUGUUCUGUGCUCAUCUCUGAUCUCCCGUAUGCGUGUUCUUGCAGUCGACGAUGAUGGGUGUUCUUGUAGUCGACAAUGCCAGUAUCAGGGCAGCUUGAGGAGCACAUAAUUGGAUUACUUUUACGGUCGCCUUCUGAAGGAAGCAUCGACAGAUAUAUUCAAUCCAAAGCGGGAGUAUAAUCUGUGAACAUUGUUAAGUGGUGGACAAGACAAGCUAUUACCAAGGCAAUACGAAACAAGCUUAGGAUUAUCAGAAUACUGGUAAGACACUUUAUCCUAGAGGAGAUUGUUUCGAAUUGUGCUUAUAUGAGUGAUUUUUUUAGUUCUCAAGUUAGAUUGACAAACCUGGUGUCUUCUUCGUUUGCUUAUAUGAGUGAUUUUUUUAGUUCUCAAGCUAGAUUUUAUAUAUUAUUAGUUUGUUUGGCAAGGGAGGUAAUACGUUCUUUCAGCCUAUCAGACAAAGCUAGAGAAGUGCAUCCAAAUCCAAGUAUGGUGAACCUUAAAAGCCAGACAUUGAUUGAAUUUAGUACGUUGUUUGGGAUUUACAAAAUAGAGAUACAGGAUCUUCGUAGACACAUCACUAGGUUCUUUCAUUAUUUACACAAAAUAGCUAAAAAAUUGUGCCUUGUAUAUGCGUCAUCAUUCCUCACAUGGGCCGGAGUUUGGGGCCUUACACAGUUACUCUAAUGCAAUUAACAUUUACCUUUCCAAAAAAAAAAAAAAAAAUGGUUUUAGAAGAGUUGAGUUUUUAUUUUUGCAAAUAUCAUAUUUUUUUCUAAGCAAGAAAAUAGAUCUCCUAUUCCAUAUCUUAAGUAUAUAUGUAAUCUUUUAGUAAAAUAUGUAGAAUUAUACAGUUCAUUAAAUUCUAGGUAAAUAGAAAUCGAAAAUACAAGUUUUGGGUCAAAUGAUUUAAAAUAGAUUUUUUUAUUUUGGAGUGGAAAAUGAAAUACUUAGAGGUAGUUACAGUUAUAUAUUUUCAUUUAUUCAUAUGUAAUAGGUGGUUUUAGUAACUAUGGUGGUAAGCAUUGAGAGACAUGUUGGCAUGACCCUUAUAUUUUUUGUUGAACUCAUGCAUGAAUGCGUAUAGAUUACUGUGUAUUAUUUCCUUGGUCAAUCUGUUCAUAAAUGUGACUUUUAAGUGUGCUCUUCUUUUUCUUUGUUUAAAAUUGUGCAACUCACCUAUGUUCACAUAGAGCUUGUUUCAGAUCUUUGAAGAGACAACCACCAUGACUUCCAAUUCUUUUCAUGUCUACUUGCUUGUUGCCUACGAUCACAUAGCUAAAUCUUGUGUCUAUCUAUCUGCAUAGAAAUUUAUUGUGCACAAAUCAAACUUUACCCAGGUUUUGCAAUCAGAAAAAAAAAAAAAUUUGAAAAAAAAAAUAAUAAUAACCCUCAUCUCAAAAGGAGCAUUGUAACAACAUAAGGUUAUUUACACUGCUAAUUAUUGAGUAUGACGUUUUCAGCUACAACAAAGAGAUGAUUUACUUGAUCUUCUGCACUUACAAAUGCAAUUAAUCACCAUCGUAAAGUAGCAGCUUCAAAUUAUUAAAUGUACAUAGAACUAGGUCUAAACCUCCCCACAAUUCUUAACGAAGGUGCUGCAUAGUCCUUGAUAAAUUAAGCAAGCCAUACACAGUAAUUCUGAGAAAAAAAAAUCCCUAAACACUCACCUGUUCCUUCAUCUCGGGAGCAAAUCGGAACUUCCCACCAUCACUCUUGGCUGCAAUUCCAGAGCUCUCUCACAAUCGGACCUCUUCUCACUCUACUUUCUUCAACAAUCACACACACACACAUUACACACAUUUGUUCUUCUCACUCUACUUUUCUGAACC